AUGAUAUACAAGAAGACGGGCGAAGAAGCUUCAUCUAGACACCUUAGAUUCAUUUAUUUGUUUAUUCUUUUUUUUCUUCUCCUUUCUUGUUUCCCUCCUGCCACUGCUUGGAGACCAAACCAAAGAAAGCAGCACCGGCUGCAGCAGCAGCAACAGCUGCAGCAGCAGCAGCAGCAGCAGCUGCAGCAGCAGCAGCAUCUCAGCAGCAAGAGCCGUUGUGCUGCUGCUUUUUGUAUGUUCUAUCCCUUAGGCUUACCGUGCUUGGCGAGGCGAAGCUUUUUGUUUAUCUCGCCUCUAAAUUUAAACUCAGAAAGAAAAAAAGAAAUUAACAAAGUGCUGCAAUUAAACAAAAGAAAUUGCAGUGUACGUACACCCGGUGGAGAUACACCGCCUCCACAAUAUACACCCGAGAAUCAAUCAGCUGUACAGACACCGCACAAACAUAAUUUAUCUGUACAUACACCUGAUGUACAUACACCUGAUGUAUAUACAGCUGAUGUACAUACACCUGGGGCUGUAGAUACACCUGGGAGUGUAGAUACGCCAGGUGUAUAUACAGCUGAUGAAGAUACAGCUGAUGAAGAUACAGCUGAUGAAGAUACAGCUGAUGAAGAUACAGCUGAAGACGGAGGAGUGCUGAGCGUGGACUCGCAGUUGGCUUUGAGUGCAGCGGUGCGCAGUUUGAAUGCUGCAGAUUUCGACGCGCUGCUGCAGGCAGCAGGUUUGCUGCCAGCACCAGCAGCAGCAGCAGCAACAGCAACAGCAGCAGGAGCAGCAGCAGGAGGAGGAGCAGCAGCAGCAGCAGCAAGAGAUAGAUUGUCGCUUUCACAGUCGCUGCUUUCUUUGUUAGAUGCUGAGUUAGAAGUUUUAGACAAUGCAGAAGAAGAGCAAACAGCGGGACUAUCUACGCCCACGAACAUACACAAAGAAAAACUAAGAAAUAAACUUCUACGCCUCAAAAGACAAACUGCACAAGCAGCAGCAGCAGCAGCAUCAGCAGGAGCAGCAACAGGAGCAGCAACAGCAGCAGCAGCAACAGCAGCAGCAGCAGCAGCAGGAGGUGCUUCUUCUCUGCCUUUCUUUAGGAGUUUUGCUGCUGCUGAUAGCUCUCCUGAAGGGUGGCUGUGCAUGCAGGACGAUUUAAUCAGAGACAUUUUUUCUUUGCCUUCCUUCUUAACUCCAAAAGAAGUAGAGGCUGCAGCAAAUAUCCUGACACCCCUAACUGCUGCUGCUGCUGCUGCUGCAGAUGGAGGAGCAACAGCAGCAGCAGCAACAGAAGCAGAAGCAGCAGCAGGAAGGAAGGUGUUUAUCGGGCUUCCUGCUGCAGCAGCAGCAGCUGCAGCAGCAGAGGCUGAGCCCCCAGUAAUAAUUCGGCGGCCUUACAGCACCACGCAACUAAUGACAGAUCUCCAUCUAACUUUAAAGACAGAAAUACACAAGCAGCAGCAACAGCAGCAGCAGCAGCAGCAACAGCAAGAGAGCCAGCAGCAACAGCAGCAACAGCAAGAGAGCCAGCAGCAACAGCAGCAGCAGGAGAAAGUCCGGCAGCAGCAGGUGGAGCAGCAUCAAGACUCCCAUCAGCAGCAGCAAGAGCAGCAGCAGCAGCAGCAGCAAGAGCAGCAAGAGCAGCAAAAGCUUGUAGAUGUUCCCUCAUCUGCGGCGUCUUCGUCUCUGUCUUUGUUUGAUUUGCUGCCUUCAUCUGUUCGCAGCUCUUCUCUUUCUUUUGUUUACUCUGUACACCCCACUCUAACUGCAAACGACAAUGAAGACAAAGAGUUAAAAAGAGCUGUUAUCCUCCUUCCAGGCAGAUAUCCUCCAAGGGACGCCCGCGUGCGUUAUAUCGCUGAUCGGCUGUCUCAGAGUUGCGGCUGUGCGGUGUUGGUGCCGGAGGUGCCGAUACACCUGAAGGGGAGACUACUCUUUGCUUCCUCUGCUGCUGCUGCUGCAGCAACAGCAGCAGCAGCAGGGGAAGCAGCAGGUGCAGGAGCAGCAGCAGCAGCAGCAGCAGCAGCAGGAGCAGCAGGGUUGUCAGCAGAGGAGGCAAUAAUUCUUCGGUGUGUUUUGUUUUUGCUGCUGCACGAAGGAGUUGAUGCUGUUGGCUUCGUAGGGAUUGAUGAAGGCGCCGCAGAUGCUUUGCUUGCUGCUGCUAAUCUCUUGGGACCCUCAGGAGGGGUACUAGCCCUCCCUGCUGCAGCACUGCAGCAGCAGCAGCAGCAGCAGCAGCAGCAACACCAGCAACACCAGCAGCAGCAGCACCAGCAGCAGCAGCAGCAGCAGCAGCAGGGGGAUGGAGGUUUUAUGAAUUCUUCAGGUGCAUCUUCUUCUCAAUUGCUGCUGAGUUGUUGUUGGUUGGAUUUGUUUAUGGGGGGAAAGCCAAAAGAAAUUGCAGCAGAGGCAGACGUAAGGGGGUUUUCUUUGCGUUUUAAAGACUUUAACAGACAAUAA
Molecule: messenger RNA, 2445 nt
Organism: Eimeria acervulina
Lineage: Eukaryota; Apicomplexa; Conoidasida; Eucoccidiorida; Eimeriidae
Exons: 3
Coding region: 1-2445 (814 amino acids)
Source: RefSeq, a predicted model, not a curated record